AAAGAGCCAAGCAAAGCGCAGCACGCAUCGCAAACUUCAACGCCAUCGUCCCGAGUCUCCUUUUCUGCGAAUCCAUAGCGGGUUUUUCUUUUGAUAGCCGUUCGUCUCUUCUCCGAUUCAUCUCCGCUGCUCCCCUUGCCUCGAUAAGCAAGAUGGCGAACCCUCUCGACACAGAUGCUGGCUCGGAACUCUUCAGCUCCUACGAGGCCGAACUCAAGCUUGUACAGGCCGACCUGGCACAAAAGCUAGAUCAGAUACCUGAUCUCACCGGCGAACCGCGCAAGGCUGCUGUCAGCCAAGCUGAGCGCGCCUUGGAGGAAGCAGAUGAACUGCUGGGCCAAAUGCGACUUGAAAAACAAAAUAUCCCGACAUCUGCACGAGCCAAAGUUAACCAGCGCUUCCGCAACUACGAAUCCGACAUCGAUGCGAGCCGCCGAAAGCUCACAAGUCUCUCCUCCAACCGCGCUGCUCUCUUCGGCUCGCGGUACACUGAUGAGCCAUCAGGAGACAUCAACUUGGAACAACGACAACAGCUGCUGUCAGGAACCGAAAGACUCGACCGAAGCACGCAGCGGCUUUUAUCUAGUCAGCGACUCGCCAACGAAACAGAGGCUAUUGGAGCAGAAACCUUGGCCGACUUGCACCGUCAAGGUGAAGUCAUUCGCCAUACACAUGAUACCCUCUUGGACAGCGAAAAUUAUGUCGACCGCAGCGUCAAGACCUUGAGGGGGAUGGCUCGGAGCAUGGCGACGAACCGAGUGAUUACAAUUUCCAUCAUUACCAUCUUGGUGCUUUUGAUCGUUGCCGUCAUUUUCAGCAAGUUCCGAUGAAGGCAAGGCUUUGCCUGGAGUUAUACGGGCGAUCCGGAGUUUAAUUAACUGGACUUAUUGCUUGGCUUUCUUUUCUUUGCUUUUUGCACAAUACAGACUUGCACAUACAGAUCAUACGAGCACGGGUAGCAGCAGGGCAAUAAUUACAGUAAUAAUGGUUGACAUAGCGUUGCAACCCUCUCUUCCUCAGCACGCCCUGUCGACGCUAUAUGAUUUAUGUCUAUUGUGGUUGCACUUUUUUACACUAUACAGGUUAAAUAGAGCGUUUUCAGUGUCCAAAAUCUCUCUUACACGAGCAAAUUGUUCUCAUCAGUCCAGUCGUAAAGUCCUCAUCCAAUAGACCGGAAUUCCAGUC
Molecule: messenger RNA, 1185 nt
Organism: Trichoderma atroviride IMI 206040
Lineage: Eukaryota; Fungi; Ascomycota; Sordariomycetes; Hypocreales; Hypocreaceae
Biological process (GO): retrograde transport, endosome to Golgi; intracellular protein transport; Golgi to vacuole transport
Cellular component (GO): ER to Golgi transport vesicle membrane; Golgi apparatus; late endosome membrane
Molecular function (GO): SNARE binding; SNAP receptor activity
Source: RefSeq, a predicted model, not a curated record